AUGGAAUCUGAGGUCUCGCUGGAGACCGAGCAGCAGUUCUGGGAUGAACUCCAAGCGAUAGUCUCCAAACCGUGCGGCACAGAGGAUCUUAUUGAUGACGCUCUGCGCGCUUAUUUGGGUCUUACGACGCAGUAUAAAGACGGCGAAGAUGAAUACCUUAAUUCAGAGUAUAAUAUCUCGCGCUGCUCCUACAAGCUCUUCGCAUCGAGCAUCUUCGCCGCGCACGCCGAUUAUGUCCGCCGCCAGAUUAUCUACGGCCUCCUACAGGAAGAUGACUCGAACAUCCUACACCUAAUUGCGUCGUUCCUUCUCUUCGACGGUCGACAAAAUGAACUGGCCUUCCAGAUGAUGAACGAGGAGGGCGUGUUCGCGCGUCUCCUCGAGCUGAUCCAGGCGCUGCGCAGGGAUGAGAUGGACGGUGGAGCGGGUCUUCACCGGCUGCUAAUGGAUUUGUUGUAUGAGAUGUCGAGGAUUCAGAGGGUGAAGAUUGAGGAUUUGGUUCUCGUGGACGACGACUUUAUUCGCUGUUUGUUUGAUCUCAUCGAGAAUCUUUCCUACGACGUUUCCGAUCCAUAUCAUUAUCCUGUCAUCCGGGUUCUGCUGGUCCUGAAUGAGCAGUUUAUGAUCUCGGCGCACAAUCCGGCGGACAAUGAGCAGACCUCGAAUCAGUUGACCAACAAGGUGAUCAAGAUUCUCUCCGUGUAUGGCGGGAUGUACAAGACUUUCGGGGAGAAUAUCAUUCUCUUGAUCAACCGAGAAGCGGAGACGUCACUGCAGCUGCUUACGUUGAAGCUCCUUUACCUCAUUUUCACCACUCCCAGCACCUACGAAUACUUCUUCACUAAUGACCUUCAUGUCUUGGUCGAUAUUCUAAUCCGGAACCUACUUGAUCUGCCCGAAGAGGCCGCUGCGCUGCGACAUACCUAUCUGCGCGUUCUGUACCCGCUCCUAGCGCAUACACAGCUGCGCCAACCACCGCAUUAUAAGCGCGAGGAACUUCGAAGACUGCUGAGCAUUCUCGGCCGCAGCCAGAACUCGGAUGGUAACGAAGCGGAGCACGAGAGGAUUCUUCACUUUGAAGAUGUCGAUGAUACCACUCGGCGACUCGUUUCUCGAUGUGCAACGGUCGAAUGGCUUCGCAACGUGGAGUCGCAUGACAAUGCUCAGGAGCUCUCCGGCCAACCGUCUACAAUCGAUGCAGUGCUUGACGAGGCCGUCCAGACUGCUGAGGUCGAAACACCAACUGAUAUUGGCGAGUCGCUGGAAGUAGCCCGGACGCUCUCGCGCACAAGCACCACCGCCAGUUCACCAGACACUGUCUCACCAACGCGGAUGGACUCGCGAGGCUCAUCCGCUCCUCCAGGGCACGAACGCAAAUUGAGCGUCGCGCAGCGCCUCGGCAUGAACCUCGAGUCCGCAAGGUCAUCCUCAUUAAGUGUGCAAGCCGUAGCAACGCAUCGCGAGAAACCAGGCAUCAUCACACCUAGCCGCAAAGACGCUGCCCACGCAGCCACGGAUGCAAAUGUCCCCACCAUCCGCGCCCCCAAAAUCAAGCCAGAGCCACCUAAAUCCCGCCGGUGGCGGGGCCGUCGCCUCGCCGUUGAUGAUGACGAGCAGGAGCCUCGCUCUGCCGGGACAAGCAGUGACCGCAACACGAUCCCCGAGGGGGUGGAGGUCAAUCCUACGGUUACGCUCACACCAACAACCCCAUCCUCAUCCUCUCAACCCGGCGUGCGGCGCAACUCAACUACAACAUCGAACCUCGUCCCUCCCGUCCCCGAGCACGCUCGGCGCUCUGCGUCGAACCCUCCCCCCGCUGUCCCCCCACCCCGUCGAUCUGCGCAACAUACCCCGUCACCAAGCCAUCACCGUCCCGCACCGCCUCCACCUAAGACCCGGCGCGCCGGACGAGCGAAGACACUGACUACGCCCACGGACUCGGGUGAGACUGGUGGGCGCAGCGCUAGUGUUCCGAAUGAGGCGCACGCCAUAGCUUCUGCUUCUACGUGUGCUGCUACCCAACAAGGUUCUGGCACUGGACAGUCCCCCGAAAAAGAGGGGAUUGAGUUUUCGGAUCCGUCCCAUCCUACCUCGCCGACCUUGUUGAUAUCACCGGCUGAGAAUAGUGCGGAUCACGCGCAUAGUCAAGACGGCGCUGCACCACCUGUGAGCGUUGAGGAAGCGGUGCAGAAAGUAUCACUGCAGUGA
Penicillium riverlandense is the source of this 2208-nucleotide messenger RNA. Its product is annotated as DUF2013 domain-containing protein. Gene Ontology annotation, biological process: actin cortical patch assembly; endocytosis; actin cortical patch localization. The transcript has 7 exons. The record is from RefSeq and is a predicted model, not a curated record. Lineage: Eukaryota; Fungi; Ascomycota; Eurotiomycetes; Eurotiales; Aspergillaceae. Gene Ontology annotation, cellular component: actin cortical patch. Bases 1 to 2208 code for a protein of 735 amino acids. Gene Ontology annotation, molecular function: Arp2/3 complex binding.